AUGCACCCAACCCCACCCCUCGAAACUGAAGCUGGUCCCAGUCGUCUUCGUCGUCUAUCCAUUCCCUCCUCUCGCUCCCUUUCCACACGUCCUAUUUCCCCUUCCACAGAACUUUUAGAUCCUCCAUCAAGACCUUCCACCCCUCAUCUAGACCUAGUAACAUUUUCCACCCCAACUCUUCUUCAUCUUCUAGCUGCUCUUCUACAACAAAUAGCAGUAGCUAACGAUCAACUCCGUCCACCAAGUAUGGACUUAGAUCUUGAAUUGGAACAUUUGGAAAAUGAAGAUAUGAAUAUGAUCCCUACGAAAGAUUCACCCACUACUGCUUUAUUCGAUCAUCAUAUCCCUUCUCAUCACGGAUCAGAAUAUGGUAGUAUGAGUAAUACAAAUUCUAAUCCUAGUCCACCUUCUUCUCCCAUAUCAAGAGAUUCUAAAUCUAAAAUAGGAGUGGGAACAAGAGAAAAUGAUAAUGAACAUGAACAAAAUAUAGAAGAAAUGGAAGAAGAAAGAUUUAAAAAAGUGUCGAAUUUAUCAGUUUUCACAGCUUCGAAAUUAGCUCUUUUACAACCUUCCAGUUUACUAUCUUUUCAUGCUAGACAUAUACCCAGUAUUUCAAUAGAAGCUUAUCUUUUGAGAAUAUUGAAAUAUUGUCCAACUACGAAUGAAGUUUUCCUCAGUUUGUUGGUUUAUUUCGAUAGGAUGUCUCGUUUAGGUACACCGUUGGGAGUAGGAGGAAAAGCUACUUUGGCAGGUGGGAGAAGAGGUUUUGCUAUUGAUAGUUAUAAUGUACAUAGGUUGGUGAUUGCUGGAGUUACGGUGGCAAGCAAGUUUUUUUCGGACGUGUUCUAUACGAACUCGCGUUAUGCAAAAGUAGGCGGUCUACCACCCAACGAAUUAAACCAAUUAGAACUUCAAUUCCUCCUGUUAAACGAUUUUCGUCUAGCCGUCCCUUGUGACGAAAUGCAACAAUACGGUGAUCGUCUUUUAGGUUAUUGGGAAGGUAAACCUACUCCUACACAAACUUCAAUUCCUUCUGCUCCUUUACCAAAGUCAACCUCUCAAUCGGCUCCUUCUAGACCUACAGUCACUAUCUCCACAAAACCAACUUCACGAUCCGUCACACAACCUCCUGUUUACCGUUCGACCACUCAACCUUCUACUUCCCUUCCCACUGCUGAAAAAUCUAUCCUACACUCCGUCGUUCAACCAAUUCAAAACUCUACCAACCCACCUCCCGAAUCAAUCACACCGUCUAACCCCCCUGAACCCAGCAUGGACACUACGAGACAACAUCCCACGGAAUCAAACGGUCAAUGCAAUGACACAUCAAAUGGUCAUGUCGACGGUUUUGCCGAUAUAUCUGCAAGACAAGUCCCGGAGAAUUCGCAUACACCUAUACCGACUGAACAGGAAAUAACGGCCCGUGGAAGAGAACGGGAUAAUCAAGAAAGGACUUCGAUGGUGGUAUGA
Messenger RNA from Tremella mesenterica DSM 1558, 1470 nucleotides. RefSeq lists its product as uncharacterized. The transcript has 2 exons. NCBI's taxonomy places the organism in Eukaryota, Fungi, Basidiomycota, Tremellomycetes, Tremellales, Tremellaceae. Gene Ontology annotation, biological process: regulation of cyclin-dependent protein serine/threonine kinase activity. Gene Ontology annotation, cellular component: nucleus; cyclin-dependent protein kinase holoenzyme complex. Gene Ontology annotation, molecular function: cyclin-dependent protein serine/threonine kinase regulator activity; protein kinase binding. The record is from RefSeq and is a predicted model, not a curated record. Bases 1 to 1470 code for a protein of 489 amino acids.